AUGUCUGCUACUGGACAAGGGACACUACGCCGUACUAGGAGCAUAAGUACAGGUAGUAAUGGUAACGAUAAUUCAACAGAUAAUAAUUUCUUGCCUAACCAACGUGUUUUUGAUAAUAACAACAACACAAAACAACACACUCCUCAACCAAACUUACUACUCGAUUCUCAUAUUUCUCAAAAUCUUCAACCUCUCGAUAUUAACGAGAUGCCUUUCACUACAACAUCACCUCCGACACCCUCAAAAAAUAAAACAGCCGAUCCUUUUUCAUUUAGAAAACAACGAAAACCUUUUAAUGGAUCUACCACUAAUCCACCAACAUCUAAAUUAGAUUUUAAAAAUAUUUUUUUCUUUUUGAUUUUUUUAUGUGCAGUUGUCUUUUUUUUGUGUAGUUUAUGUGGAAUAGGCCCUGUCGAUGAAGAAUUGCUCAUUGAAACUGACACUUCUAUUAUUAUUAAUGAUCCUAACCCUAUAGUUGGUGAUUAUCAUGGAGAAGAGGAUAAUGUUAAUUUAGUCAAGGAAAAGGAUGAAGAAAAUCCUUUAAAUAUCGACAAUAAUAUUAUAAAUAAGGAUAACAUUCUGAAUAAUGAUAAUAAUAACAAUGAUAACGAAGAUGAAAUUGUUGAAAAUGAUAACAAUAUUACAACUGAUAAAAAACCAACAGAUCAACCGAAUAAUAAUGAAAAUAUCAUUCCUACACCUAAUGAUAUUAUCGAAGAUACGAUGAAAGAAAACGAUCUUGAGUUUUCUGAUAAACCAAAAAUAAAAUUAACGCAUAAAAAAAUAACCAACAAACUUGGAAAAAAGAAAAGAACUAAAUAUAAUUCACUUUCAAAUGAACAAAAUAAGGAGUUUGCCAAAUUACGAAGGUUGCAAAAUCAUACUGACGAUAGCCUAGAUUAUUCUUGUGGAUCAUGGCAAGAAGACUAUACGAAAUUACAUAACGAAAUUAUAAAUGGAAGCGCUGCUCAAAGAUAUGCAGCAUAUGUAUGUGAUGCUAAAAUGAAUUGUGGUGGAUUGGCAGACCGUAUUCUUGGUAUGGCAUCCACGUUUUUAUUUGCAUUACUUACAGAUAGAGCGUUCCUUGCAGACUGGCAAGUUCCACUUCCACUUGAUGCAAUUUUUGAGUCUCCAAAUAUUGACUGGAGUUAUGAUUCUUUUGAUCCAAGUUAUGCUAUUAAAGAUCUUGACACAACUGAAAUAAAUAUCAUUGAUUACGAUUCACAAGAUUUAGAUUAUUAUUUUCCACAUACCAAUUGGACAACAAGAUAUCCGGACCCAUUUAUAAAAUUUUAUACAAAUCAAGGACUGAUACAACGAACCUUUGACUCAAAAUAUUAUUCGUCUAAAUUAAAGGAAAUUGGCUUAGAACCACAUACUGCAUUUGGAUGUAUAGUAGAUUAUUUAUUUAGACCAGUUCCACCAGCAUUAUCUUUCAUUACACAAUAUACAGCUUUAUUUGCACUACCGAAUAUUUUUUCUGUUGGUAUUCAUAUACGAACUGGAGAUGUUUAUGAACAAACGCUUUCAUUACAAGAUUACAGUCACUUUUUUAGUUGUGCUGAUCAGAUUACACGAACUUAUGCUCCACCAAACAAAAAGGUGAUAUAUUAUUUAGUUACAGACUCUAUUAAAUUAAGAGAAGAAGCAUACUCCAAAUUUAAUCAUGUUAUAAUUUCUGGGUUUUCAAUUGAUCCUGGGCAUGAUUAUUAUGACCAUGCAGAUGGUGUAAAUAAUGCAAUAGUAGAAAAUUGGAUUUUAAGUAAAACAGAUUAUAGGGUAAUAUCACAAAGUGAUUUUGGUAAAUUGGCAGCUUUUCAUUCAAAACAACUUCAUUCUACAGUUUCAUUAUCUACUACUGAAAGCAAUUAUAUAGAUUGUACACGUAAGGAUGCAUUUACUACUUUCAGUGAAAUGACUAAUGAAUGGUCAAUCAGUUAA
Entrophospora candida is the source of this 1941-nucleotide messenger RNA. The record is from the annotation of a GenBank genome assembly. Lineage: Eukaryota; Fungi; Glomeromycota; Glomeromycetes; Entrophosporales; Entrophosporaceae.